UGGCCUUGUGGGUAACGCGGGGCCGCCAGUUGACAGCUAAUGGCGGCGACCGCCUAAUACGAGUGACCAAGCGGCUGAGCAGGGCGGCAGGGGGCGCGUCACGGAGCCUGGCCUGCCGCCGCUGCACUCCGGACUGCGGCUCACCAGAGGCGCCUGGCUUGACGAGUCAUGGACAGGCCGGUGGCAGCGGCGGCCGCGGCGGCGGCGAGCUGCGAGGGCGCUGGGGGCUCGGGGCCAGGGCCGGCAGCUGGCUGGAGACCAUCUCGGCUUGCGGGGGGCGCUUCGGCCGGCUCCCGGCAGCCCAGCAUGGAGACCCUAGACAGUCCUACAGGGUCACAUGUUGAAUGGUGUAAACAGCUUAUAGCUGCUACAAUUUCUAGUCAGAUUUCAGGUUCAGUGACAUCAGAAAAUGUGUCCAGAGAUUACAAGGUUUUCAGGCGGCCUGAUACCAGGGAGAUAGAGGAAGAACACAAUGGCUACCCUUCUGAAGCUGAAGCUGAUCAGGCUCUAAGAGAUGGAAAUAAACUGGCACAGAUGGAAGAAGCUCCACUUUUUCCAGGAGAAUCAAUUAAGGCCAUUGUGAAAGAUGUCAUGUAUAUCUGCCCAUUUAUGGGAGCAGUGAGUGGAACCCUGACAGUGACGGACUUUAAAAUGUACUUCAAAAAUGUAGAAAGAGACCCCCAUUUCAUCCUUGAUGUUCCCCUUGGAGUGAUCAGCAGAGUUGAGAAGAUUGGCGCCCAGAGCCACGGGGAUAAUUCUUGUGGUAUAGAGAUUGUGUGCAAGGAUAUGAGGAACCUGAGACUUGCAUAUAAGCAGGAAGAACAACGAAAACUUGGAAUAUUUGAAAACCUGAACAAGCAUGCUUUUCCUCUUUCUAAUGGGCAGGUGUUAUUUGCAUUCAACUAUAAAGAAAAGUUUCCAGUUAAUGGCUGGAAAGUUUAUGAUCCAGUAUCUGAAUAUAAGAGACAGGGCUUGCCAAAUGAGAGUUGGAAAAUAUCCAAAAUAAACAGUAAUUUUGAGUUCUGUGAUACCUACCCUGCCAUCAUUGUUGUGCCAACUAGUGUAAAAGAUGAUGACCUUUCAAAAGUGGCAGCCUUUCGAGCGAAAGGCAGAGUCCCUGUGUUGUCAUGGAUUCACCCAGAAAGUCAGGCAACAAUUACACGUUGCAGCCAACCACUGGUGGGUCCCAAUGAUAAACGCUGCAAAGAAGAUGAAAAAUACCUGCAGACAAUAAUGGAUGCUAAUGCACAGUCACAUAAACUUAUCAUCUUUGAUGCCCGACAGAACAGCGUUGCUGAUACCAACAAGGCAAAGGGUGGAGGAUAUGAAAGUGAAAGUGCUUACCCUAAUGCAGAACUUGUGUUUUUGGAGAUCCACAAUAUUCAUGUGAUGAGGGAGUCACUGCGUAAAUUAAAGGAGAUCGUGUACCCUUCCAUUGAUGAGUCACGGUGGCUAUCCAAUGUGGAUGGGACACAUUGGCUGGAAUAUAUAAGGGUGCUGCUUGCUGGGGCAGUAAGAAUUGCUGAUAAAAUAGAAUCUGGGAAAACGUCUGUGGUGAUCCACUGCAGUGAUGGGUGGGACCGAACAUCCCAGCUCACAUCUCUGGCAAUGCUGAUGUUGGACAGUUACUACCGGACCAUUAAAGGAUUUGAGGCUCUCAUAGAAAAGGAGUGGAUAAGCUUUGGACACAGAUUUGCACUGAGAGUGGGCCAUGGUGAUGACAACCAUGCAGAUGCUGACCGAUCACCUAUAUUUCUUCAGUUUAUUGAUUGUGUUUGGCAGAUGACAAGACAAUUCCCUUCAGCAUUUGAGUUUAAUGAAUUAUUCUUGAUUACAAUUUUGGAUCACCUCUAUAGCUGUCUUUUUGGAACCUUCUUGUGUAACUGUGAACAACAGCGUAUCAAAGAGGAUAUCUAUAUAAAGACUAUAUCUUUAUGGUCUUAUGUCAAUAGCCAGCUAGAUGAAUUUUCAAAUCCCUUCUUUGUUAAUUAUGAGAACCAUGUGUUAUAUCCUGUUGCUAGUAUGAGUCACUUGGAAUUGUGGGUAAAUUAUUAUGUACGAUGGAAUCCACGGAUGAGACCACAGAUGCCCAUUCACCAGAAUCUCAAGGAGCUGCUGGCUGUCAAGGCUGAGCUGCAGAAGCGUGUAGAGGACCUGCAGCGGGAGGUGGCCACACGAACCAUCUCAUCUUCUUCUGAGAGGGGCUCUUCACCUACCCACUCAGCCACUCCUGUGCACACCUCAGUCUGAUGGGCAAGGCCAGUGUCCUGGGCCAUCCUACUGCUCUAUUGUCUUCCAGCAGCUCAAGGACCUGGCCAUUGAUGCUAUAUGGUUCUGUCUUGUCAUCUUAGGAUUAGGCCCAGGGACCAUUUGUGUGGCUAGCUGACAGCUCCUAUUGUUAACAAGUACUUCCUUUUUGUGAACAGCCUGUAACACUCUUGAGGGUAGUCUCACAGAGGAGUAACAUGUCACAGUCACCCUGUGAACUACCUUGUCUUAUACAGGUAGCUUGGGAGAAACUAGAUUGAAUACAGUGCAAUAUUUCAGCUUAAGAGAAUCUCAUACCACUUCUUUCCAAGUUAAGUCCUUUGUUAGGAACAACCUGUUAUGUAUGGAACACAUCACCAGCCAUGUCACUGCUCUCAGCCUUUUGGCACAAUUUGAAAACUUUAAAUGAAAUGUUAGUGUGGCAAAUGGACCACUGCCACCUGUUCUACAGUUAUCUUCAUGAAAGAAGUCCUCCUGUACAAUUGGUACAAUAUGUACUGCUGUGUACAUACAAGGUAUUUUUUAAAGAGAAACAUACCUUUAUUUUCCUAUGUCCUUUUUUAUGUUAGAAUAGUUGUCUCAGGAGUCAUCUGCUGAACUGUGAUGUAUGAGAAAUUCUUGCCCAACAGAGUUCAUGCUGACUUUCAUGUGGUACAUUUGAAUUAUGAUUUCAGAUGUGUCAUCUCAGUGGCAAUGUAAUAUUGUCCUCUAAUUCUGGUACUUGCCUUUUGAAGUGGUACAACCCAUUCAUUCCUUGAUAAAGGUAGCAGCAGGUUCCCUCAGGAUAUAGCAAACUGAAUGCUCAGUCCUCUGGCCUUGUUGCAGGUAAACUGAGGACUCAAGCAGUAAUUCUGUGUGUGUGUUGGCCUCCCUCUAUGUCAGCUCUCUAAAGGAUCAAGUCUUGGGAAUUACUCUGGGCAUUGGACCUUGCAUCCUACCACUUGUUAAGAUGUCCAGCACUGGUGUCAGAGCAAGUCUUUCACCUGUUAGAUUCCUGAACACCACAUCUUCAUUUAUCACAAUCUCUUCUCAGUUUAUUCACAUGGCUGCCUGUCUAUACUUUAAAGCAACCAAUGUGCUGAAGCUUUGGUUCAAAAAGCAUAGCAUGCUCUUCCUUGAUUUUCCUUUCUCCGAGCCAGCCUUGGCUAUCUAGGCCUCUCUCCACAGUUAACAAAUGAGCUCUGCUACUCCAUCAGUUCUUCUAGGAAUGAAUUUCCCAUCAGCUCCUCUGUGUACAGUACCAGCAUCCCCAUCCCCACUGCCAUGCCCAUUUUUGCAUGUCACAAGGUCCUUCAGAGUUGGAGAUGUGUUUGAAGCUGCAGAGAGAAGCCCCUGAGCACAGAUCACAGAUGCAUCACAUCUUCUUCUGGUCAUUGUCAAAUCACUGGAUGCCAUGCAGUCUUACACGUUGACCUAGAUUUUCUUUUCUUUUUUUUUUUUUUUUUUUGGUUUUUCGAGACAGGGUUUCUCUGUGUAGCUUUGCGCCUCUCCUGGAACUCACUUGGUAGCCCAGGCUGGCCUCGAACUCACAGAGAUCCGCCUGGCUCUGCCUCCCGAGUGCUGGGGUUAAAGGCGUGCGCCACCACCGCCCGGCUAAAUUUUCAAAAUGUAUUCUUAAAGAGUUUUCUACAACUUCAUUCAUAGAAAAUAGAUGAUUUUUUCAACUUGGAACCUUUGGAUUCUUAUAGAAAACUAUCCAACCAUAAGAUAACCAGAGACAUUUAUUCAAAGUUUGAUAAGCUAAGAUCAAGUCUCCAUUUUUAUCAUCUGGGGGAUUUGUUUCUAACCUAUAGUUUAAGUGAUAUUAGCUUUUGAUUUAUUCUCCUCAUGUAUACAAAACCUUAUUUGUAAAUGGAUAAACUGUCAUACCUGAGAUAGGACUGCUGUGAGUUCAGGGACAGCUUUGGCUAUAUAUUGAGUUCUAGACCAGCUGGGCUAUAUUGUGGAACACUGUCUCAAAGUCAAUACCAAAAAAAAAUAACAUAUACUGCAAUAUUUUUCCUUCAUAUACCUUUUAAAACUGGAAACAUUUACCCAUUUCCCCUAGAAAUACUGUGUAAUUCCCUAGCAAUAACAGGACUAUUAAACAUAGGGUGGACUGGAUGAUGCUUUGACAUCAUCAAACCAGAACCAGAAAAGCCAUGGGGGCUGCUGCUUGGUGAGGUCAGGUAGCCUGGUACAGAUGGCUGGUGGAAUGGGGAUCUGGCUCCUGGUCAAGCCAUGUCCUCCCAGCUGUGUUCCUGCAGCACCCCUAGAAAUUUCCAUUGGAUGUUAAAGAAGCACAAGAGAGUAUUUCCCUUUGUAUGUUUCUAGCACAGAACUGUUUCUAAAACAACUUGAAGUGUAGUUUUCUUAUCUAAGCAAUUCUUUCAUGUUUGUUUUAUUUAAGUACUAGAAUGUAAAACCUUUAAAGUUCAGAUUUUUAAACAACUAGUACAAUAUUGUAUUUGCCUCAUCUGAAGCACUGUAUUCCAACCUGCAGUUAAAAUUAUAAUAUGUUUGCUCCUUG
Molecule: messenger RNA, 4777 nt
Organism: Peromyscus californicus insignis
Lineage: Eukaryota; Metazoa; Chordata; Mammalia; Rodentia; Cricetidae
Gene: Mtmr1
Product: myotubularin related protein 1
Exons: 17
Coding region: 169-2250 (693 amino acids)
Biological process (GO): phosphatidylinositol dephosphorylation
Molecular function (GO): phosphatidylinositol-3,5-bisphosphate 3-phosphatase activity
Source: RefSeq, a predicted model, not a curated record